AUGUUGAAAUCAAGUGGAUUUUUCACGGAUCAGGACAAGGCUAACGCAGCCAAUGCUUUCGAGCAUGCCACAAAGACCCUCGUCGAAAAGAAGGCAAGAGAAAAUUUGAGAAAGGAAGAAGAAAAGAACAGACCAAAAUAUGAUCAACCAAGAGAUGUUUUUAUUAAAGACAAAAGCUCGGGAUUGAGAGAAGAUAAACCAAAAGCCGAAAAGAAAGAGGAUAGUGACGACGAGUAUGAUUACUUGCUGGAGCAAGAUGACGAUGAAGAGUUAAGAUCACUAAGAGAGAAAAGGCUUCAACAAUUAAAAGAAGCCAACUCAAAGAAAAUGGAAUUAGUGAAUACACGCCAACACACGAAAUAUGUGGAAAUUGCAGAAGGUGACUUUUUAGAUGCUGUGCUUAAAAGCAAAUAUUGUGUUUGUCACUUUUUCCACAAAGAUUUCGAGAGAUGCAAAAUUGUGGACAAGCAUUUGGGAAUUUUAUGUCAAAAGUAUUGGCAAACAAGAUUUGUGAAAAUUAACGCUGAAAAAACUCCAUUCUUUGUGACAAAACUUCAAGUACGAGUACUUCCAUCGAUUAUUCUUUUCAAAGAUGGUGUGGCUGUUGAUAGAAUCGUUGGAUUUGAAGAACUGGGUGGUAAGGAUGACUUUCCAACAGUCGCAAUGGAAAAACGGCUCCUCAUGUCGAAAACAGUUGGAACCGAUUUGGAAUUGUAA
This is a messenger RNA of Naegleria fowleri, 717 nucleotides long. RefSeq lists its product as uncharacterized. The transcript is spliced from 2 exons. Lineage: Eukaryota; Heterolobosea; Eutetramitea; Acrasida; Naegleriidae. Gene Ontology annotation, cellular component: cytoplasm. Bases 1 to 717 code for a protein of 238 amino acids. The record is from RefSeq and is a predicted model, not a curated record.